Coffea eugenioides is the source of this 966-nucleotide messenger RNA. Its product is annotated as ATP-dependent DNA helicase PIF2-like. The transcript is spliced from 2 exons. The record is from RefSeq and is a predicted model, not a curated record. Lineage: Eukaryota; Viridiplantae; Streptophyta; Magnoliopsida; Gentianales; Rubiaceae. Gene Ontology annotation, molecular function: DNA helicase activity. Gene Ontology annotation, biological process: DNA repair; telomere maintenance. Bases 1 to 966 code for a protein of 321 amino acids.
AUGGUAAAGAAUGUGAAUGACUACCAUCUUGUUCUUGAAGGCUUUUCUCUUGUAUGUGAUGAGCAGCUCACAAAGGAGAUAGAGAGUGAGAGAACCAUUCCAUUCACGGAAGAAGACUUACUCUUAUCUUCGAGAUUGAACGAAGGCCAGAAACGUGCUUAUGAUGUUAUUCUAGCUGAGGUUUAUUCUUCUGGGAAUAAGAGUUUUUUUGUUGAUGGUCCUGGGGGAACUGGAAAAACCUUCUUGUAUCAUUCACGUCUUGCAACGCUUAGAUCUCAGGGAUAUAUUGCGAUAGCAGUUGCAUCAUCUGGCAUUGCUGUUUCUAUUCUUCCUGGAAGAAAGACUGCUCAUUCGAGAUUCAAGAUUCCCUUGGAUGUAUCAAUGAACAAAACCUGCCAAAUUAGCAAGCAGAGCUCAGUAGCUAAACUUAUUUCACUAGCCAAGCUAAUCUUUUGGGAUGAGGCUUCAAUGGCUAAAAAAGAUAAUGUGGAAGCAUUUGAUCUAUUGCUGAAAGAUGUGAUGAAUUCUGAUAUUCUUUUUGGUGGUAAAAUAGUAGUUUUUGGUGGUGAUUUUCGUCAGACUUUACCUGUUAUACCAAGUGCAUCUAGGGGCCAGCAGAUCGAAGCUAGCUUUGUAAAUUCCUCUCUAUGGAAUACUCUGACAAAACUUUCUUUAUCAGAAAAUAUGCGAGCCAUUCUAGACCUUCCAUACUCAGAUUUCCUUCUUAGAGUUGGUGAAGGCCUUGAACCUGAAGAUCUUGAUGGGAAAAUAUCUUUACGUCAGCAUUUAUUAAUUCGGUUCAGUAACAAAAAUGAAUCACUGAACAGGUUGGUAGAUUUUGCAUUCUCCGAUCUCUGCCUUUAUUCAUUAGAUCCAUACAGGAUGAUUAACAGAUGUGUUCUUACGCCAAAGAACUCCUGUGUUGAUGAUAUUAAUGAAAUGAUGAUUGAUCGCUUCCCUGGAUAG